CCGCCCCGCCCCGCCCCGCCCCGCCCUGCCCCGCACACCUCCCGCAGGGAUGGGGCAGUGCGCUGCCGAGGACUCCUAGGACUCCGAGGACUCCGAAACCCGGAAGGCCUCCAACAUCAUGUGGUACAUCAGCACCAGGGGCAUGGCCCCACGGGUCAACUUUGAGGGGGCCCUCUUCUCUGGCUAUGCACCGGAUGGAGGUCUCUACAUACCAGAGGAGCUCCCACAGCUGGACAGAGAGACCCUGUGUCACUGGAGCACACUUUCCUAUCCCAGCCUGGUCAAGGAACUGUGUGCCCUCUUCAUUGGCCCAGAGCUCAUUCCAAGAGAUGACUUAAGUGGUCUAAUUGACCAAGCCUUCAGCAGAUUCCACCACAAAGAAGUGGUUCAUCUUUGCAGACUGAAGAAUGGGCUGAACGUGUUGGAGCUGUGGCAUGGGGUCACAUAUGCCUUCAAGGACCUGUCCCUGUCAUGUACAGCACAGUUCCUACAGUACUUCCUGCAAAAGAGGAAAAGACAUGUCACCAUUGUUGUAGGAACUGCUGGGGACACAGGGAGUGCUGCCAUUGAGAGUGUUCAAGGGGCCAAGAACAUGGACAUCAUCGUUCUAUUGCCCAAAGGUCGCUGCUCGAAGAUUCAGGAGCUCCAGAUGACAACGGUGCUGAAGGACAAUGUCCAUGUGUUUGGAG
Nannospalax galili (Upper Galilee mountains blind mole rat) is the source of this 689-nucleotide messenger RNA. Its product is annotated as threonine synthase-like 2. NCBI's taxonomy places the organism in Eukaryota, Metazoa, Chordata, Mammalia, Rodentia, Spalacidae. Gene Ontology annotation, biological process: 2-oxobutyrate biosynthetic process; dephosphorylation. Gene Ontology annotation, molecular function: pyridoxal phosphate binding. The record is from RefSeq and is a predicted model, not a curated record.